UUUACUCUCUCAAUAUUCUAAUAGCAGCAUUCAAAUAUGUGAGCAGUAGUUGUUGAAAUGCCAUGAAUUUCAGUUUAUCCUUCAUUCUAACUUCUUUUGCCUCACGUUACUAAAGGUAAAACAAGUUUAGAAAUUCAUUAAGUAUGAUAUACUUAAUCAUGAAUAACAUAAUGCAUGUUUUAUAUAAAUAACAUUCAGAAACUUUAUACUGAUACAAAAAAACAUUAGAAAUGACAUUUAUUGAUUAUGAUUUUAUUUGACAUGCACAACACGGAGCGAUGGGACAGAUGCACAUAGUGGCUCGAUGUUUAGGAAAGGAUUAACAGGGAUUAAUCUGCCUGCAGAUACUCAGUCAAAUCAUCCCAUGGUGAUCUGAUUGGUCCAUCAUGUGGGCGUGGGCGUUACUCCCUGUCAUUCUGGCAGUGUUUGGAACAAUUGGGCUUUGGGUUGUGUAUGCCAUUGCAGUGUCCAAUAACACUGUUAAUAUAACUGCAGAAUUCCCUUACAUCAGCACAUGUGGCUCAUACAACCCCCAGAGCUGCCUGUUUUCUCAGAUCUGCAAUAUUUGCUGUGUGUUGGCUCUAUGGAUUGUCACUAUCAGAUUUCAACAGAUCCGGGACUUGAGUUGUGCGUCUCAUUUAAAUACAGCAGGUCUGGUGCUUGGCUUCAUCUCUAGCAUUGGCAUUUCCAUUCUAGGAAACUUCCAGCAAUCUGUAGUGAAGGUGGUUCAUCUGCUUGGGGCGCUCCUGGCCUUCUUCCUGGGGUUGGCUUACUUCUGGGUCCAGACGUGGCUUUCAUACUACAGCCCGCCGUCACAUGACCGCUGGUGGGUGGUGCCUGUGCGUGUCAUCCUCUGCAGCCUGUGUACUUGUCUUGUCAUCUGCAUGUUUGCUCUCUAUAGCGCAGGGUUUCCCUCUGAAGCUGCCAUGUGUGAGUGGGCUCUGGUCAUGUGCUUCUUUGCGCUGUUUGGGAUUUUUGCAGCAGAGUUCAGACACAUUGACUUUCACAAGCUCACUGUACAGGAGAAGGGGAUGAAAACCGCCAGUGGUGCUAAUGGUGUGUGGACAUUACAGGAGAUUCACUGAGGGAGAGCUGGCAAGCUGUGGUAAUGGGGAACAAACUCACCAUAUCAUAUGGACACAACAUUGGACUAAAACCUGCACAACUUUGCUCAGUGCACAAUUACACACAUAAUAUAAAACACACAUUUUACAGUAUAAAUGAUUUUGUAGAAAUGAUUCAUGAGUGAAUUCAUGAGCAACAUUGUUUACAUAUGUAUAUACCUUAAAAUGAUUAUAGUGUAUAAUGUAAAAGGAUGGUAUCAAUGUAAUAUUCCACUUGUUAAUGUUAUGGCAGUACAACAAAACUGUUUAUUUAUAUUCAAUAACAGCUUUCUUUGAUAAUGGUCAGAUAAAAUUAAAUUAUUUAUAACAGAAUAUAUUUAAUAAUAUCAUUAUGCAAAUAAAGUCAUUAAGGCUACAAUAAAGACCAAA
Messenger RNA from Rhinichthys klamathensis goyatoka, 1493 nucleotides. RefSeq names its product transmembrane protein 150B (gene tmem150b). The transcript is spliced from 8 exons. Bases 387 to 1085 code for a protein of 232 amino acids. The record is from RefSeq and is a predicted model, not a curated record. Lineage: Eukaryota; Metazoa; Chordata; Actinopteri; Cypriniformes; Leuciscidae.